AUGAUCGUGCAGUGCCGACGGAAUGAUGGAUACACCUCUCCAACUGUCUCCUCCGUCGUCUCCGAGACCAUCGCCGUCACCGUCGCCGCCACCGUCGUCACUGUCUCCAUCGUUGCCGCCACCGUCGCCGACCCGACGGGUUUCGCCAUUGCUGUCUGCAAGUGCACCCCCGCCACCGUCAACGCAUUGCGAUGUCAGUCCUUCGGUACCACAGCUCCAAGCUUCAGAAGGUAUUGUUUUGUAGCCGAGGGGACAGCGAAUGGUAUGUCCACGGACACACGGGGCAGUGCAAGGCGAGAGGGAAAGGUUGAGGGUACUGGAAUGGAAGAGGUGGAAGAGAGGGUGUUGAUGAGGCGGGGGUAG
Messenger RNA from Gryllus bimaculatus (two-spotted cricket), 363 nucleotides. The record is from the annotation of a GenBank genome assembly. Lineage: Eukaryota; Metazoa; Arthropoda; Insecta; Orthoptera; Gryllidae.